GGAAUCACGCACUGUUACCAAUUCAGCGCUGGGAUGAUUCAGCCGGAGCCUAUCCCAGCACAGAGGCCGGCACGCACCCGUAGAGGAGAUCGCGCUCGCGAGGCAGUACCCGGCGACCCGUCCUCGUGCCAGGGCCCCAGGGCGUUCCAGGCCCGCCGACCCGGAGGUGGGUCAAGAGGUACAAAGGAUGCAAGUUCGUUAGGCAAAAGCGGGGUACAGGCGCGAGCCACAGGCACGGGAACCCCGCGCCGACCAGCGCCCUAGGCCCGACGACGGCAGGUAAGGGGAAGUGGAGGCACACACGGCUGGGGCGUGCCCCAGGCACCAUCCGGGAGGCUUCGGGUGCUGGACGUCCGCAGCCCUAUAGUUCCCAAGACGCUCGGCAAUCUGCAGCUGAUCAGCUCCGGCCAGCUUUGGGAUAAAGGGGAGACAGGCGGCGCGGGGAGUGGGAACACCCGAAGGCCGCGCUCCUCCUUUCAGGUCGGCCAGGAGCGCCCCGUUUGUUUCGACGUCGGACCGCGUAAGAGACAAUGAUGUUGGGCACCGAAGGUGGAGAGGGAUUCGUGGUGAAGGUCCGGGGGUUGCCCUGGUCUUGCUCGGCCGAUGAAGUGCAGAGGUUUUUUUCUGACUGCAAAAUUCAAAAUGGGGCUCAAGGUAUUCGUUUCAUCUACACCAGAGAAGGCAGACCGAGUGGCGAGGCUUUUGUUGAACUUGAAUCAGAAGAUGAAGUCAAAUUGGCCCUGAAAAAAGACAGAGAAACUAUGGGACACAGAUAUGUUGAAGUAUUCAAGUCAAACAACGUUGAAAUGGAUUGGGUGUUGAAGCAUACUGGUCCAAAUAGUCCUGACACGGCCAAUGAUGGCUUUGUACGUCUUAGAGGACUUCCCUUUGGAUGUAGCAAGGAAGAAAUUGUUCAGUUCUUCUCAGGGUUGGAAAUCGUGCCAAAUGGGAUAACAUUGCCGGUGGACUUCCAGGGGAGGAGUACGGGGGAGGCCUUCGUGCAGUUUGCUUCACAGGAAAUAGCUGAAAAGGCUCUAAAGAAACACAAGGAAAGAAUAGGGCACAGGUAUAUUGAAAUCUUUAAGAGCAGUAGAGCUGAAGUUAGAACUCACUAUGACCCACCACGAAAGCUUAUGGCCAUGCAGCGGCCAGGUCCCUAUGACAGACCUGGGGCUGGCAGAGGAUAUAACAGCAUUGGCAGAGGAGCAGGCUUUGAAAGGAUGAGGCGUGGUGCUUAUGGUGGAGGCUAUGGAGGCUAUGAUGAUUACAAUGGCUAUAAUGAUGGCUAUGGAUUUGGGUCAGAUAGAUUUGGAAGAGACCUCAAUUACUGUUUUUCAGGAAUGUCUGAUCACAGAUACGGGGAUGGUGGCUCUACUUUCCAGAGCACAACAGGACACUGUGUACACAUGCGUGGAUUACCUUACAGAGCUACUGAGAAUGACAUUUACAAUUUUUUUUCACCACUCAAUCCUGUGAGAGUACACAUUGAAAUUGGUCCUGAUGGCAGAGUAACUGGUGAAGCAGAUGUCGAGUUUGCAACUCAUGAAGAUGCUGUGGCAGCUAUGUCAAAAGACAAAGCAAAUAUGCAACACAGAUAUGUAGAACUCUUCUUGAAUUCUACAGCAGGAGCAAGCGGUGGUGCUUACGAACACAGAUAUGUAGAACUCUUCUUGAAUUCUACAGCAGGAGCAAGCGGUGGUGCUUAUGGUAGCCAAAUGAUGGGAGGCAUGGGCUUGUCAAACCAGUCCAGUUAUGGUGGCCCAGCCAGCCAGCAGCUGAGUGGUGGUUAUGGAGGCGGCUAUGGUGGCCAGAGCAGCAUGAGUGGAUACGGUAGCCAAGGAGCAAUGAACAGCAGCUACUACAGUAGUGGAAGCCGUGCAUCUUUGGGCGUGAAUGGAAUGGGAGGGAUGUCUAGCAUGUCCAGUAUGAGUGGUGGAUGGGGAAUGUAAUUGAUUGAUCCUGAUCACUGACUCUUGGUCAACUUUUUUUUUUAAAGAAAAAACAAAACUUCAGUUUAACAGUUUCUGUAAUACAAGCUUGUGAUUUAUGCUUUCUCUUUAAGUGGAAAUCAGGAUUCUUAUGAAGACUUGGGGCUCAGUAUUUUUGAAUACAAUACUUAUCUAGGAUAUGAGUGAAGCUGAGUAAACUAUAACUGUUAAACAAGUUCCAACUUUUCUCAAGUUAGUUAUAUUGUAGGAUAUACUUAAGCAGUAAGCGUAUUUAGGUAAAAGCAGUUGAAUUAUAUUAAGUGUUACCCUUUGCAUUGAACACUGUUCAGAUGCAUGUUGAAAGACAUGCUUUUUUUUUUUUUAAACUCAAUAUAGGAGCUGUGUCUACAAUUAAAAGUGAAACAUUUUGGCAUGUUUGUUAAUUCUAGUUUCAUUUAAUAACCUGUAAGGCACGUAAGUUUAAGCUUUUUUUAAGUUAAUGGGAAAAAUUUGAGACGCAAUACCAGUCCUUCAGGAUUUUGGUCUUGGUGUUUGUAUGAAAUUCUGAGGCCUUGAUUUAAAUCUUUCAUUGUAUUGUGAUUUCCUUUUAGGUAUAUUGCGCUAAGUGAAACUUGUCAAAUAAAUCCUCCUUUUAAAAACUGCA
Molecule: messenger RNA, 2592 nt
Organism: Callithrix jacchus (white-tufted-ear marmoset)
Lineage: Eukaryota; Metazoa; Chordata; Mammalia; Primates; Cebidae
Source: RefSeq, a predicted model, not a curated record